CUUCUGGACAUGGAGGGCGCUCUGACCGCCAGAGACCGGGUCGGAAUCCAGGACUUUGUCCUCCUGGAUGAAACCACAGAAGCAGCAUUUCUCAGCAACCUAAAGAAACGCUUCAGCAACGACCUGAUCUAUACUUACAUUGGCACAUUGAUAGUGUCAGUGAAUCCCUAUAAAGAGAUUGACAUGUACAACAAGAAGCAGAUGGAGAUCUACAUGGGUGUCAAUUUUUUUGAGCUUCCUCCUCACAUCUUUGCCUUGGCAGAUAAUGCUUACCACACGAUGCUGACAGAGUUCAACAACCACUUCAUUCUCAUCUCUGGAGAGAGCGGAGCGGGGAAGACUGAGGCCUCCAAGAAGAUUCUGCAGUAUUAUGCCGUCAGCUGCCCGAGCACCACGCUACUGAACACAGUCAGGGACAAAAUGCUCAUGUCCAACCCGGUAUUAGAGGCUUUUGGGAACGCCAAAACACUGAAGAACGACAACUCAAGUCGGUUUGGGAAGUAUAUGGACAUCCAGUUUGACAGCCAAGGGGAUGCAGUCGGAGGCCACAUCCUGAACUAUCUGCUGGAGAAGUCGAGGGUGGUGCAUCAGAAUCACGGGGAGAGGAACUUCCACAUCUUUUAUCAGCUGGUGGAGGGAGGAUCAGAUGACCUUCUGCGGCAGCUGGGCCUGGAGAGAAACUGCCAGCAAUACAACUAUCUAACGCAAGGGGAGUGUGCCAUCGUGUCUUCUAUUAAUGACAGAAAUGACUGGAAGACUGUUAAAAAUGCACUGCAAGUCAUCGACAUUGAUGAGGACAGCAUUAAUUACCUGUUUGGGAUUGUUGCAAGUGUGCUCCACUUAGGGAAUGUUCAGUUUGACUCUGACAGCAAAGGCCAGGCUCUCCUCAACAACAACCACGAACUGAGCUGGGUGUCAAAUCUCUUAGGCGUGGAUGCACACACUCUUCAAGAGGGACUCACUUUCAGGAAGAUUGAAGCCAAAACGGAUCAGGUCCUCAGCCCAUUCACCACUGAUCAUGCCAUCUACGCCCGAGACGCACUGGCCAAAGCCAUCUACGGUAAAACCUUCACCUGGCUGGUCAACAGGAUCAAUGAAUCCAUGGAGAACAAGGAUCCUUCUCGAAAGACGGUCAUCGGGCUUUUGGACAUAUAUGGAUUUGAGGUUUUCUAUGUAAACAGUUUUGAACAGUUCUGCAUAAACUACUGCAACGAGAAGCUGCAGCAGCUUUUCAUCCAGCUGACGCUCAAGUCGGAACAGGAAGAGUACGAAGCGGAGGACAUCGAGUGGGAAUCAGUUCACUUCUUUAACAACAAGAUCAUCUGUGACCUGGUUGAGGAGAAACACAGAGGAAUCAUCGCAAUUCUGGAUGAGGAGUGCCUUCGCCCAGGCGAUGCCACCGAUCUGACCUUCCUGGAGAGAUUAGAGGAAAAAAUGGGGAAUCAUCCCCACUUUGUCACGCACAAACUGGCUGACAAAAUGACACGUAAGACUCUGGAGAGAGGAGAUUUCCGCCUCUUGCAUUAUGCCGGGGAGGUCACCUACUGCGUUGUGGGCUUCCUGGACAAGAAUAACGAUCUGCUUUAUAGAAACAUAAAGGAUCUGAUGUGUCAGUCAAAAAACGCCAUCGUCAGGACGUGCUUCUCCAGCGUCGAUCCAGACAGCAGAAGAAGGCCGGAGACGGUGGCCACCCAGUUUAAGAGCAGCCUGCUGAAGCUGACAGAGAUCCUCAUGGCCAAAGAGGCCUGGUACAUCCGCUGUCUGAAGUCUAAUGAGUCCAAGCUGCCAGGUCAGUUUGAUGAAGCCCUGAUCAGGCACCAGGUGAAGUACCUGGGUCUGAUGGAGCACCUCCGAGUCCGGCGGGCUGGGUUUGCUUACAGGCGCAAAUAUGAGGUCUUCCUCAAGAGAUAUAAACCUUUGUGCCCGGCGACAUGGCCUCACUGGAUGGGGAUGCCUGCCGAUGGGGUGGAGGUGCUAGUUCAACACCUGGGUUACAUGCCAGAUGAGUACAAAAUGGGACGGACUAAAAUAUUCAUCCGUCAUCCCAGGACGCUUUAUGCCACAGAGGAUGCUUUUGAAAAAUGUAAACAUGAGCUGGCAACUCGUCUUCAAGCCAAAUACAAAGGGUACAGGGCAAAGGGAGAAUUUAAAAAACAAAAGGAAGCUGCCACAAAAAUAGAAACAUGCUGGAGAGGAGUGCAGGCCAGGAAGGAGAGAGAGAAGAGAGCGUGGGCGGUGAAAGUCAUCAAAAAAUUUAUUAAAGGCUACAUGACCAGAGGACAGGCAAAAACCACAGAUAACUCAGAAUAUCUGGCCUUUGUGAGGCAAAGCUACUUGAACAGACUGAAAGAGAAUCUGCCAAAGACCGUCUUAGACAAAAACACGUGGCUGACUCCUCCACCUGUGCUGACUGAGACAUCGGAGAUGCUACGCAAGCUUCACUACCGUCUCAUGGUACGGAAAUACGUGAGAGGAAUCACACCUCAGAGGAAAGCGCAGCUUCAGUUGAAGCUCAUCGCGAGUUCAAUCUUUAAGGGCAAAAAGGAGAGUUACCCAUCAAGCGUUGCUCAGCCCUUUGUGGACACCAGAAUUAGCGAGCAGGACAUAAACAUGAGGAUCCUCCAGAUGAUUCGCAAUGAGCACAUUAAGUACAGUGUCCCAGUGAUCAAAUAUGACAGGAAUGGCUUCAAACCAAGGCCGCGACAGCUCAUCCUCACCCAGACUGCAGCCUACGUGGUGGAUGAAGCUAAAAUCAAACAGAGAGUGCUUUAUACUUCUCUCAAAGGGAUUUCAGUCAGUAACUUGACUGACGGCAUCGUUGUUUUUCACAUAACCUGUGAAGACCCUAAACAAAAGGGGGAUCUGGUCAUGCAGUGUGACCACUUGUUUGAGUUCCUGACCAAACUCACUGUCAUUGCAAACAAACAAAAUGUAUUACAGGUAGUUCAUGGAAGUAUCAAGAUUGAAAUCCAGGCAGGGAGAGAGAGUGCAGUGGACUUCAGCACAGGACAGGAGUCCACGGUGUUCAAGGCCAAGAACGGACACCUCAUGGUGGUUGCCACCCGGGCCAGGACACGGUAAAGUGUGCAGCGCGGGCGGAGACACACAAGAAGCCCCUGCAUAUUUCAUCAAGAG
Messenger RNA from Salarias fasciatus (jewelled blenny), 3135 nucleotides. It is a transcript of the gene myo1ha, whose product is annotated as myosin IHa. Bases 10 to 3081 code for a protein of 1023 amino acids. Gene Ontology annotation, biological process: actin filament organization; endocytosis; actin filament-based movement. The transcript is spliced from 31 exons. The record is from RefSeq and is a predicted model, not a curated record. Gene Ontology annotation, cellular component: actin cytoskeleton; myosin complex; microvillus. Lineage: Eukaryota; Metazoa; Chordata; Actinopteri; Blenniiformes; Blenniidae. Gene Ontology annotation, molecular function: microfilament motor activity; ATP binding; actin filament binding.